This is a messenger RNA of Camelina sativa (false flax), 3934 nucleotides long. RefSeq lists its product as uncharacterized. Lineage: Eukaryota; Viridiplantae; Streptophyta; Magnoliopsida; Brassicales; Brassicaceae. The record is from RefSeq and is a predicted model, not a curated record.
UCUUCUCCUGGUCUCAAGUAAUAACCUCUCCUCCUCCCCUUUUUCGUAAAAAGUUCUAUUUUUAGUACAAACUUUAUUUAUCUGUCUUUUUCGUCCCUCCCUCCCCAUCCCCAACCAAAAAAAAAAAAAAAAGAAAAUUGAAAAAAACAGAAAGAAAGAUUACAAUUUCCACUUUUGUUGUUUUUUGUAAUCUCUUUCUCUUCUCUCUCUCUCUAAUCUAAUCUUCGCAUUCAUUGCGUUCCCUCCAUAAUCCAAGCUUCCGUUACAAGUUCUCUUUUCUUUUUCUUUUUUUUUUUUUGGAUUUUUCUUUGUUUGAAUCCUCAACUAAAUAUUCCCCAGGAGGAGCUUUGAUUUUGCUGGAAGAUUUGUAGGAGAAAUUAUGGGAGUAGUGAUUGAAUUUGGUCAUGUUGUGUGAGGGAGGGAGGGAGACAGUUGCUGUAUGAAGCAGGCGGAUAUGCUGCAGGGAGACGUGUUGGCUGUUCAUCGGGGAGAUAGAAGAAAUAGAGUAGGAUACCCGAAGAACACGGAUGUGGAAGAAGAAGAUUUUAGGGAUGGCGAUGAUGAUGGUUGGAGAACAUUGACUAGCAGGGAUGACCACAACAACACGUUGGACAUGGUUAAGGAAGGUUUGUUUUUGAAAGAUGAUGAAGUAGACGUGGUGGGUACCCCGAGGAGUGAAAGACAGGUUAUGGAGGAAAUUGAUGUUGAGGGCAGUCCUGUAACGAGUGAAAUAAAUGGAGAAAAUGCUGAGUGUUGCUCAUCUGAGAGUGUUCAGAAUGAUAACAACGGACAUGAGUCUUUGGAAAAGGUAAAUAAGGGUAGUGAACAAGCUGUGUUGGAGAGAGAUGAAGAAGAUUCUGGUUCAGGUUCACCUGAGAGGGAUGACAAUGCUACUCCUAGUACAGAGAUUAAAGAAGUGGCAAAUGGUCGAGCUAAAGCAGAUGAACUCCUUCAUCUCAAGGUGGGUGAAACCGGAGAAGCUACAGGAAUAGGUAAUAGAUGUGAUAAUAAGGAUGAGAACAGAUUGUUGGAAAGUAACAACAGUGAUGAUAACUCGAGUUUGGUGCUGAGGGAAAAUGAUGAUGAACCGCAGAGUCCAAGAUGCGAGGUACCACUUAAUGACACAAGUAUUAGAAAGAUGGAAAUGAGAGAAGUUACAGGAGAGCAGGACUCCUCCUCUUCCCCAUAUACUGAGGAUGCUGUUAAAGCAGCUGGAGAGCAAUAUCAAAACGUAUACUUCAAUGGACCUGUCUUACCGCAGUCACCUACACAAGGACAUAGGCGCAGCCAAAGUGAGAUUGGGACUCCUGGACACAGGCGCACCAACAGUUUCCAGAGAUUGAAAACACAGAUGCAAAAGGCUUGGCGUGGGGUCAGCAAUCUUCGUGAGGAUAACCGCCCCACUUUCAAUCCUGAGGUCUUAGCUAACCAAAAAAGACAGUGGUACCAGCUUCACUCUUCUAAAGCUCUGGAUCAAGGAAAAGUAAAGGAGCCAACGUCACUAUUUGAACAUUUUAUCAUUGUGGGGCUUCAUCCGGAAACGAAUUUGAAGCCCGUGGAAGAGGCUUUCCGUAGAAGAAAGAAAUGGGAAAUGGAGAUGUCAAGGUAUGAAGUGGCAGACUACAGAAUACUCCGUCACCGUGGGCCUCAGUUUCCAAUAUUGGAGCCACAGAUUCUUUUUAAAUACCCUCCUGGGAAGAAGGUGGUAAUGCGUCCAAAGGAUCUAGCAACUUUCUGUUUCCCUGGUGGUGUCAAGGCACGGCUUUUGGAGAGGACCCCAUCUCUCAGUGAUCUAAAUGAGCUCGUGUAUGGACAGGAACAUUUAGGAACAGAUGAUUCAUCGUUCAUAUUUUCGUUCAAGGUAGCAGAUGAUGCGACAUUGUAUGGUGUUUGCUUACAUGUCUCUGAGAUUGUUCAGAGACCCCCUGGUGUAUUAAGCACUGCGUCACCCUUGCAUUCAUCUGGAGGAGGCAGUCGUUUUUUGGUUUCUGCACCUCGAUGCUAUUGCUUGCUGACCAGAGUUCCUUUCUUUGAACUACACUUCGAGAUGUUAAACAGUAUGAUAGCACAGGAGCGGCUAAAACGGAUAACCGAAUUUGUCAGUGAGAUGUCUCUUGCUGCUGCAUGCUAUCGUCCACCAAUGUCGAGGACGAAUGAUCAAAUCGAUGGCCGUGUCUCUUCGCCUCGUAGCAACCCUGAUGAUUGGAUGGCUUCUGCAAUACCUGUUGAGGGAGUCAUGGCACUCACGGCCGCUGCUGCUGGAUUGAUAUCUGAUAGUGAGCUUUCGAACUUUGCAGAACCUCAAUCUCCAGAUAGUGUUGUCACCAGUGAUGCUUCAGAUGUAAGCCAGAUCAAGGAAAUAGAAAGAGAUGGCAGAAAAGUUUUCCAUUGUUACGAUGAUAAUUCUUCUGAAGUAUUUGAGAACCACUUGGGUACCCCUGAAAGAACGUCCCAAAGCUAUGAGAAUGGCCACACUUCUCCAGAGGUUACAUGUGUUGAUCCUAGGACCCAACCAAUUGAGCGUCAUGAAAGCUGUGAGUCUGUGUACAGUUCAGCUAGAAGUGUGUUGUCAGAUGACAUUGAUGAUUUAUCAAAUAGUGAAAAUGAUUUCGGAGAUGAGUUAAUACUGGAAUGGGCUAAGGAACACAACAAUGAUGCGUUACAGUUAGUUUGCGGCUACCAUUCAUUGGCAAUUCCUUCCCGUGGAAGUGAAGUAGUUUUCCACCCACUGGAACAUUUACAAUCCAUCGCGUAUACCCGUCCUCCAGUUACAGCUUUAGGUUUGUCAGAAGAAUAUAUUUGCUCUUCUGAUUCUUCCGAGAUAAAUGCAAGGUUGACAGCUGCUGAGGAGGCCAUGGGUCUCUCAAUGUGGACAACAGCAACAGUUUGUCGUAUUCUCUCUCUUGAAACUAUAAUGUCACUCCUUGCUGGAGUAUUAUUAGAGAAGCAAAUUGUUGUAAUCUGCCCGAAUCUGGGUGUUUUGUCAGCAAUAGUACUGUCUCUUGUGCCAAUGAUUCGGCCAUUUCAGUGGCAGAGUUUAUUGCUUCCGGUUCUGCCUGGAAGGAUGUUUGAUUUCCUCGAGGCACCAGUUCCCUUCCUUGUCGGUAUACACAGUAAACCUAUUGAUUGGAAGGUCAAGACGUCUAAUCUUAUUCUAGUUAACAUCCUCAAUAAUCAGGUCAAAAUAUGUAACAUGCCAGCAUUGCCUCAGUGUAGAGAACUUGUGGCUCAGUUGGCUCCACUCCAUGCCACACUGGCUCAUCAGAGCUCGAACGCUAGAAGACACCCGGUUUAUAAAUGCAAUGAAGUGCAAGCAGAAGCGGCGACUAAAUUCUUGAGCGUAAUGAGAGAUUACAUGGAGUCUCUUUGCUCAGAUUUACACUCUCAUACCAUAACAAGUGUUCAAUCUAAUAGCGACAGGGUUUCUCUACUCCUAAAAGACAGUUUUAUUGAUUCAUUUCCUGGUAGAGACCGACCCUUCAUUAAGUUAUUUGUAGACACACAACUAUUUAGUGUUUUAUCAGACUCACGACUAUCGAGCUUUGAGAAUGGGGGUCGCUGAAGCUCAUCAACCUAUACAAUACAAACUGAAGAUACCAUCCAAAGUCAAAAUCAUACAAAAACAGAUAAAAAAGAAGCAAUUGAGGGUAACUUUACUUACUACCCUUUAUACAGAGAGAGAGAGAGAGGGAGAGAAGACUGAACAGGUGAUGAAUACAAAUGUUAACUCACAUUUUACUGCAGUGAAAAAGUAAGAAUACGAGAAAACAGAGACAUGCUUAUCGUGUCUGGAUCUCUGAUCCUUUUUGUCAUUAACAAACUUGUUUGAAAACUUCUUUCCUGCUCUUUUUAUAUUAGUCAUCUCUCAAUAGAAGCUUACUUGAUUUCAUGUUUCACAAUGAUUCUCAGAAUAAAUGAGAUUAUGCUUACUCUU